Molecule: messenger RNA, 1204 nt
Organism: Alexandromys fortis (reed vole)
Lineage: Eukaryota; Metazoa; Chordata; Mammalia; Rodentia; Cricetidae
Gene: Alx1
Product: ALX homeobox 1
Exons: 4
Coding region: 28-1008 (326 amino acids)
Biological process (GO): embryonic skeletal system morphogenesis; negative regulation of DNA-templated transcription; positive regulation of transcription by RNA polymerase II
Molecular function (GO): RNA polymerase II transcription regulatory region sequence-specific DNA binding; DNA-binding transcription activator activity, RNA polymerase II-specific
Source: RefSeq, a predicted model, not a curated record
AGAAGCCGCGAACAGCCUUCCUGGAUUAUGGAGUUUCUGAGUGAGAAGUUUGCCCUGAAAAGUCCGCCAAGUAAAAACAGUGACUUUUACAUGGGCACAGGAGGCGCGUUGGAGCACGUUAUGGAGACCCUGGACAAUGAGUCCUUUUACGGCAAAGCAACGGCAGGCAAAUGCGUGCAGGCCUUCGGGCCGCUGCCGAGAGCUGAGCAUCACGUGCGCCUGGACAGGACCUCGCCCUGUCAGGACAGCAGCGUAAACUAUGGGAUCACCAAAGUGGAAGGCCAGCCCCUUCACACCGAGCUGAACCGAGCCAUGGACAGCUGCAACAACCUCAGGAUGUCUCCGGUGAAAGGGAUGCCCGAGAAGGGCGAACUGGAUGAACUUGGGGACAAAUGUGACAGCAAUGUAUCCAGCAGCAAGAAGCGGAGACACAGAACUACCUUCACCAGUUUGCAGCUGGAGGAACUAGAAAAGGUCUUCCAAAAAACCCAUUACCCGGAUGUAUAUGUCAGAGAACAGCUCGCAUUGAGAACAGAGCUCACUGAGGCCAGGGUCCAGGUUUGGUUUCAAAAUCGAAGGGCCAAGUGGAGGAAAAGAGAACGUUAUGGCCAAAUCCAGCAAGCUAAAAGCCAUUUUGCUGCCACCUACGACAUAUCAGUUUUGCCAAGGACUGACAGCUACCCACAGAUUCAGAACAAUUUGUGGGCAGGAAAUGCAAGUGGUGGUUCUGUGGUUACUUCAUGCAUGUUACCACGUGACGCGUCCUCCUGCAUGGCACCUUACUCUCACUCGCCUCGGACAGAUUCCAGUUACACGGGGUUUUCAAACCACCAGAACCAGUUCGGUCACAUGCCCCUCAACAAUUUUUUCACUGACUCUCUUCUCUCCGGGGCUACCAACGGACACGCAUUCGAAACAAAGCCAGAGUUUGAAAGGAGGUCUUCCAGUAUCGCCGUUCUGAGAAUGAAGGCGAAGGAGCACACCGCCAAUAUUUCAUGGGCCAUGUAACAUACAGUACUCUUUUAUUUUUUCUUCUAAUAGCAGAGUAAAACAUUCUUAUUUCUCAUAUUUAAAGGAUACCACAAUAAGCUGCUGUGUGUGGAUGGGCUAAAGGUCAAGAUAUACAGUGAGACCAGCUCACAUGAAUAGUUGUUAUUAUUUAACAUGAAAAUCUAGGAGUGGACCCCUGAAAGGACUAAAUAGG